AUGAGCUGGAAUACAAAAAGACAAAAUAUCCAUCUUGAUUCUUCUUCCUUUUACUCAGCAUCACCUAGUAAAACUGGGUCUUACAGUAACACAAACUCAUUUACUCAAAGACCCUUCACAGCUUGUGGAGUACCCUCUCUUGACUCAGAUUCUUGGAGUGACACCUCAUGCGAAUCGCUAACCAAUCAAUUAUCAAGAGGUGCUGCUGAAGAUGCUGCUGAAGAUGCAACCUUAGUGUCGUUUAAAAAAAAUACUCAUAAAAAUCACCAAGACUUAUUCUGGCAGACUGUUGAUAUUGUAUCACCAAGUGAAGAUUAUAAUGGAGAAACUUUUGUAAAAAAAAAUAAAAAAAAAGACACCAAACAAAAGUUACCACGUGCUGUUGAAGAAGAACUUGAAAGUUUUAUUCAAUCAAACAUUGCAAUUCAGAUAGAUGUUGAUUCUUUGGGUGGUAGUGGUAGUGGUGGUGGUGGUGGUGGUGGUGGUGAUGGUGGUGAUGGUGCUAGUGAUGGUGAUGUUUUCAACCAACAGGUCCUUCCAGUCGAACCACUCUCUAUUUUGAAAAGCCCUAAAAUCACCGACAACUCACAACAUGAUUUAUUUGAUCUCCAGCACAUUUCUUUGGAGGAAACUUUACGACGGAAAAGUAACUCAACUCUUGACCGCAAAAACAAACAAUUUAAAGUUUCGUUUGCUCCCACAGUGUCAUUCCAAGAUAAUAAAGUGGCCCCAUUGUCUACUUGCAAGAGCCCCUCACCCCUUAUUUCUGAUGAUGAUUACUCAGGAUACUCUUCGGAUAGUUUUAGACGUCACUCGAGUAAACAGAAAAACUGGAAAAAAAAAUCAAGAGAAAAGGAAAAUACACUAAUAUUCCCCACCUUGACUAUGGAUUUCUUUGAUAAAGUACCUGAACCAAACCUUGGACCUCAACAAAAUUUAUCCCAACAACAAGUACAAGAAGAAAAAACUUUUGGGGAAGAAGAAAAGGAAGAGGAAGAACAGUUUAAUGUUUAUGCAUCCAAGAUGAAGCAGGAUUUUCCAGAAAAGACUGACACUAAAACCAACAUGGGUUUACAAUCAAAACUAGAAACGAUGGAGGUAGAACUGAACCAAGUCAAGAAACAGUAUAAAGUUAUGUGCCUGGAAUCCGAAUACCAAAAGAAAGAGUGGGCAAAAAAACUGGAGAAAGUUCAAACAAUAGUAUUAAAACAUGAAGAAAGCUUACGUGUUGAGCAAAAGUUAAAGUCUACUCUGGAGACUCAGGUGCGGCAUUUAGAAGUAAAACUAAAACUAGAGGAACGCAGCCAUAAGGAUACCCAUGAAAAGAUGCUCCAUGAAGAAGACGAACUUAAAGUUACGUGUACAUUAUUGGAGGAUUGUCAAAAGCAGUUGGUAACCUUGGAAAAGUGUUUUGAAGAACGGGAAAUCCAACUUGUUGAACAGGUCAAAGCUUUGACCAAGAAAAAGGAUGCUGUGAUUAACAAAUUGACUGAUGAAAGCCUUAUUUUAAAACAAAAGCUAGACCAAGCACAUGUCGAUAAAGAUGGAUUAUUUACUAAACACCAGAACCAUAUUAAGCACCUGACGGAAACUUUAGAGAAAACCCAAUUAGAGGCUGUCCGUGCCAAGAAUCAACAAUUAGAAUCUCAUAAAAUACACUCCCGAAAUCAGGAGAUUUUGCUUGCUUCAGUUGCUAAAGAGUCUCAGAUACGGGCUACAGCAGUGGACAGAUUGACGGUUGAUUUAUCACUUAAAAACAACCAGGUGCUGGAACUAGAAGGUGAAAUCCAACGAUUAAACCAGAAUAUUAACGAGAUGAAAAAUUGCGAAAAACAAAAGACUAAAGAAAGUACUUGUCGGAUUGAAAAAAUGAAGACUGAAAAUGAAGCCAAGGUGGAAAAGUUGGAGAGACAGGUGCAGAAAUUUAUGAAGGCGUUUGAAUUUGAACAGACUCAAAGAAUAGAAACCAAAGCAAACUACGAGGCUAAAUUAAAAUCAGCCAAUGAUGUUGUUUCAAAGUGCGAGGCUGACAAGCAUAAUCUGCUUGAUGAGCUUAACCAGGUUAAAAUUGAUUUGCAGGUAAGCAACCUGAAAAUGACACUGGAAGAAAAAGAUUUGGUGAUUAUGACGCUCAAGUCAGAUAUCACACAGAAAACAAACGACUUGAUGGCUUUGGAUACCCAAAUUAAUCAAGUUGCCGCGGAAAUUAAAGAUACCAAAAAAGAUAAUACCAGGAAAGAGUUUGAAGAAGCACUGGUCAGGGUACUUAACAUGGCUCGGAACAGCGGUGAGGGGGCACGCACAAUUGGAUUUUGGGCAACAGUACUACCACAGUCGCAGAAAGUAUUUGCUUGGAUUUUCCAAAACAUUGAAGUGGCAGUUGAUAGUUUAAUGAAGGAGCGUGCAGUGCUUUUAUCUAACAUUCAGGAACUGGAAACUCGUUUGGAACAAAUGGUUGAAGAACAAAAGUAUUUGGGAAAACAGAGGCGGACAGAGACAAGUGAAGCUAAAGUGCUGAUUUUGGAGCUUAAGGAACGUGGAGAGUAUUUGGAAAAAGAAUUAGGGAGAGUUUCUGGAAAGCUGCGUGAGGAGCUGCAAAAUAUGGAAAUGAAGAUUAAGGAAGUUGAGCUGGAACGAAAGGAUGUGAUUGAGCGACUUGAAUGUGCGGAAAGACAAGUUGCAAAACUGAAAGCUUUAGUUGAUGUUAAAGUAAAUCAAUUAAAAGCCAAGGAGGCAGUCAAUACAGAACUGAAAAAGAUGGCUGAUGUAAAAACCAAAAAUAUUGAGAUACUUCAAAAAGCAUUGGAUCAACAAAAGGUGUCUAUUGAAGCUUUGACAGCAGAUAUCCAGACUAAAGAAAGUACCAUUGAAAUACUGAUGAAUGAUUCCAAGACCAAGGAUACCCGGAUUGAGACUUUGAGCAAUCAGAUUGAAAAGGGUGAAAAAAGGAUUUGUGAGCUUGAAGGGAAAACUAAUCAACUGGCAGCUGCAACUGUUGUACAACGAGAUACCAUUGAAACACUUCGGAUGCAAGCUCACGAAAAGACAACUACAUUAGGGGUUACAGAGGCUCGAGUAGCAUCUCUUUUAGCAUCUACGGAAAAGCUAUCUAGUGAUAAUUUUGAGUUGGAAGCCCAAGCAUCAAAACAAUCGUGCCAGGUAUUGACUUUACAAUCCCAGAUAAGAGCUCUAAAAAGCAAAGUUGGAAAACUACAACAAUCUGGACCAGGAGUUCAAAUGCUGUAUAUUGAAAGCUUUACACCAGGAGUGCAACCAAUUGGAGUCACACCAGAAUAUGCACAGACAAUAAUUGGUGAUGUGCUGCGAUUGCUCAAAGCGUACUGUUCAGCUACAGCUGAUGGCGACAAGGGUGGAAGGAGGUUCAUGGACCCGUCACAAGUGUCUGUGUUUUCGUUACCACUUGUUGUUGAAAAGUUAUUAGUAGCUGUGGCAGCAGUUGCAAUAUCUUCAGUAACAGAUGAAGGAGGGGUUAUAAAGAAGAAACGAAGGGUUGUAAAGACAGUAGGGUGGAGCAAAAAUGAGGGAAUGCAAAAUCAUGAGAAAGAGAAAGAAGGAGGAAAUGUGGGGGGGAGAUGA
This is a messenger RNA of Magnusiomyces paraingens, 3597 nucleotides long. RefSeq lists its product as uncharacterized. The transcript has 2 exons. The record is from RefSeq and is a predicted model, not a curated record. Lineage: Eukaryota; Fungi; Ascomycota; Dipodascomycetes; Dipodascales; Dipodascaceae. Bases 1 to 3597 code for a protein of 1198 amino acids.